Adineta ricciae is the source of this 1674-nucleotide messenger RNA. The record is from the annotation of a GenBank genome assembly. NCBI's taxonomy places the organism in Eukaryota, Metazoa, Rotifera, Eurotatoria, Adinetida, Adinetidae.
AUGCUUGCUCGAAAAACAGCAUCGAGCAAAAAGAAAGGAACGAGUCGAAUUGCAAAUGGUGUACCAUUAGAUAGCAGUCUGACGUCCAUGGAUUGGUUGCCAAAGAUGCAAAUAGGAGAGAAUUCACCAUCAGCGUCGUCUUCGACAAUAACAACAGCAGUAUCUUCAAAACAAGCAUCACCAGAUUCAACAUCGUUACCAACUACUGCAUUCAAAGUAACGCAUGUUCAAUAUAAAUUGGAGGCAAACGAUGUUGAGCUGCCAACGUCAACAGCCCAUGUCAAGCCGCCAUAUAGUUAUGUAACGUUGAUUCGACAAGCAAUAUUAAGUGCUGAUAUGCAAAGGAUGACAUUGAAUGAAAUCUAUCAAUGGAUUUUAGAAGCUUAUCCGUAUUUUCGGACUGCUCCAGCCAAGUGGAAAAAUUCAAUUCGACAUAACUUAUCUUUGAAUAAAUGCUUCAAACGGCUUCAACGAAGUUCCGAUGAUCCUGGCAAAGGUUCCUACUGGACACUUGAUGAAUCAGAUGGAAGUCAUUCUCAAGUCAAUUCUCGUCGACGAAGAUUCGAUUCAAUGCAACCAUCUCAUCAUCUUUUAUCUUCAUCUCCUCAUACGCAUUCAUCACAAUCCACGGGAUUUUAUUCAAAUCAGAGUUCGAUGAUCUAUGGUGAUAUCAAUAGCACUAGCCGACAAUCCUCGUCAGCUGAUGAGUCUGAAACGACAAUCUCAAGUGCUAUUAAUACGACAUUAAUAUCAUGGGAUGACUUCAAUACGGAUCUAUCCGCUUCCUUUCGACACUUUCGCCAACAAGUUUUUGAGGUACCAACAUCAUCGUGGGUUCCGCUAGCUGAUACAUCAUCCACAAAUAGUCCGACGACAAAUCCUUGGAAUUAUGAUAUGUUGCCUUCUCAUGAAUCAAAUACUCUUUUUAACAGUGUCAAAUUAGCAUCGAGUGGCGAAAUCAAUUGGAGUGAUGUUGAUGUCAAACCAUAUUGUGAUGAUUUUCGCACGAAUCCAACAUUACAAUAUCAAGAUCGCGAUAAAUUACUUAAUCUAGCUUCGUCCAUUUCAUCCUUUUUUGAUUAUACUGGCAUCGCUAAUAUAGCGCAAAACAAAAUCUCGAAUGAAUCAGUGGUUAUAGAUCGAUCACCUAUCGCGUCGAAUCAAUCAACUUCAGAAAGUACUCACAAUUUUUCUUCUCUACCAAUUGUCGUCGAAGAAGAAGCAUUCGAUUGGGAUUCAAUCACAUUGUUUUUCGGCCUCAUUCUCAUGGAAUAUCGAUUUUUUUAUCCCAUUUCCAAGGAACAAUACGAAAACGAGUGGACACAACAAAUCCGUUUAGAAAAUCGUACAGACAUCUAUUUUGUUCUACAACCAUCAAUGAAUCAUCCAGAUACAAUGCAUGUUGACUAUGGAUUAAAACUACGGAAUGCAAAGAAACUUGAACUGAAAAAACGAGAGCAACGUUUUGCCAAUGGGCAAGAAUCUUGGACAAAAACCAUUCAUUCAUUCCGAAGUGUUUCUCUCGAUGACAUGAAUUCAAUAAUUAAAAUUUUGAAAAAAUCGAACGAAAUGUACUUGAUUGAACGACUGACAUCUAUUCAGCCGAUAAUUAUAUGUUAUGUCAGUAAAAUUCGCAAUCAAGAAAUUGGACAAUCGAACUCAAAUAGGCAGUGA